Messenger RNA from Phascolarctos cinereus (koala), 6095 nucleotides. The record is from RefSeq and is a predicted model, not a curated record. Lineage: Eukaryota; Metazoa; Chordata; Mammalia; Diprotodontia; Phascolarctidae.
GACGAGACAGUUAUCAGGAGCCGCGGGGCGCGCGGAAUGGGUGUUAGGGUCUCCGUGGAGAGCUGAAAAACACUGUUCGUCAUCCCCAGGAGCCAGAGUCGCAGAAGACGCCGCCGCUCCAGCAGCAUCAAUCCCUGUCGUUCCAGUUCCGCCGCCGCUGCAGCACCUCCAGUGAUCGCUGCAGCAGCGGCCGAGGCCGAUCGGGUCUUGGCCCUAUCGGGCCAGCUCUCCCGAUUACUGUUCCAGUGGCGCCUCCAGCCCUACGGCUUCUAGGCGCCUCCAACGCUCAUCCACCAUGAGCUCCAAUCCCCGUCAGGGGCCGAUGCUCCGCCACUCGGCUGGCAGGAAUUCGGAGCCUCCCGUGGUGGCGUCGUCGUCGGGCAUGCACGGGCGUCCCGCCUUCCUGGAGGCAUCCCCUCCGAAGCUGACCCUGACUCUUACCCCUGAAAGCCAGGGGAUCCUCCAGCAGGCGGAUGCCCUGGCUGCCAGCGGCAGCUUCCACGAAGCCUUCGGGCUGUACCAGGUUCUGUACCAGCAGCGGCAGCUGAGCUCCGAGCACCUCGACACUCUGGUGCGCUGCCUGGCCGAAAGCAUCCGGCGCCGAGAGGGGCUCCUCGCCCCCGGGGCGGAGGACAGCGGCGCGAGCCAGCCCCCCGAGGCGGCGGCGACCCCGGUGGAAGAUGUGGAGGCAGCAGUCGCCAAGUCGCCCACAGCGCCCUGGGAUGGGUUCCGAUGCCGGAAAUGCCAAGGUUUCCUGUCCGAUCCGGUGUCCCUAGCCUGCGGACACACCUUCUGCAAAGUGUGCCUGGAGCAAGAGCGCCGCUGCACCCUGUGCUGUGUCCCUGAGCCUGGGGUCGCCAGCUGCAGCCCAGGUACCUCGGGCGAGUCACUGCCGCCGCCCCCUCCUCUGCCGGUGCCGGUGCCGCCACCGCCCAUGCCGCGCCUGCGGGUCAAUGUGCUGCUCAGCAACUUGCUGACCAAGUGGUUCCCGGGCCCAUCCCAGGCGUCGCGGCUUCGCCACGAAGGCAACCGCCUGUACCAGGAGCACAAGCCGGAGCAGGCGCUUGAGAAGUACUGCGAGGCGCUCGAUCUAGCUCCAAAUGACUACUUGCUCUAUAGCAACCGAUCUCAAAUCAAUACUGUCUUGAAACGUCCUGAAGCUGCAUUGCAUGAUGCUGACAUGGCCUGCAGACUCCAGCCACGUUGGCUGAAGGGUCACUUACGCAAAGGCCAAGCCUUGGCCAUCCUGGGAAAUACAGAAGAAGCCGUCAGGGAGUUCCUGUUCUGUGUGGCUUUGGAUGAGGGUAAUAGGCUGGCCAGAUGUGAAGCUGCCAAGCUCCUGUUAAGUUUAUUCUCACCCAUCCCUGGGAAUACCCAGGAGCGCUUAGCAAGCAGCCUACAACUGGAGCCCAGCAGCUCUAGACCAAAAAGCAGUGCCGUGGCUUCCCAGACCCGUGGAGCUGCCAGCAGAGGGGACCCUCAGCUGCCAGGAUUGGUCCAGGAGAUACAGAAAUGCUGUCCUGCUCAGGAGGAGCCAGACCCUCCUGGCUGCAUUGGCCUGGAAUGUGUGGAGGAGAGGAAAGAAGGGGAGCCCGAGGAGCUAGAGAAACAGACUCUAGUAGUUAGGCCCAAGGAGAAGAGACAGGCUGCAGUGUUCCAGGCCCAAGAAGAGGAGGAGGAAGAGGAGGAGGAGGAGGAGGAGGAGGAGGAGAGAGAGGUUUCAGUCAUCCAGGCCCAGGAGGAGCAGGAGGAGGAGGAAGAGAGACAGGUUCUAGAAGCCCUAUCCAGGGAGACAAGACAGGCAACAAUUGUCCAUCUCGACGAAGAGGAGAUACAGGUUCUGGUGACCCAGCCUGAGGAGAGACAGACACUGGUCAUACAGCCUGAGGAGGAAGAGGAAGAGGAGGAGGAGGAGGAGGAGGAAGAGGGAGAGGAGGAGGAGAUACGAACAGUGGUGGUCCAGGGAGAGGAAGAGGAGAUACGAGCAGUGGUGGUCCAGGGAGAGGAGGAAGAGAUUCAGGCUGUAGUGGUCCAGCCUGAGGAGGAGUUGCAGGCUAUGAUGGUCCACGUCAAGGAGGAAGACAUACAGAUUCCUGUGUUCCAGCCCAAGGAGGAGGAAGGAGAGAUACAGGCUGUAGUGGUCCAGCCUAAGGAAGAGGAGAUAGAGAUUCCUGUAUUCCAGCCCAAGGAAGAAGAGAUAGACAUUCCAGAUUUCCACAUUAAAGAGGAGCCGCUAGACAUUCCUGACUUCCAGCUUAAAGAGGAGCCGCUAGACAUUCCUGACUUCCACUUCAAGCAGGAACAGGAGGAUUUAGACUUUCCCACGUUUCACCUCAAGGAGGAGGUGGAGGAGAUAGACUUUCCUGAGUUCCAGCUCAAGGAGGAGGUGGAGGAGAUAGACUUUCCUGAGUUCCAGCUCAAGGAGGAGGUAGAGGAGGAGAUGCACUUUCCCGAGUUCCAGCUCAAGGAAGAAGAGGAAGAUUUAGAUUUUCCUGAGUUCCAGCUUAAGGAGGAGGCAGAGGAUUUAGACUUUCCUGAGUUCCGGCCCAAGGAGGAAGAGGAAGAUUUAGACUUUCCUGAGUUCCGGCCCAAGGAGGAAGAGGAAGAUUUAGACUUUCCUGAGUUUCAGCCUAAAGAGGAACCAAUAGACAUUCCAGACUUCCAGAUUAAACAGGAGGAGGAGGACGAGGAGGAGAUACCAGUUCUGGUGGCCCAGCCCGAAUCAGAAGAGGAAACAUUGGCUCUCAUGGCCCAGCCUGAUGAGGAGGAGACACUGGCUCUGAUGGCCCAGGCUUUGGAGCAAAAGAGACAGGCUUGCAUGUCCCGUCCCGAAGACAGACAUGCUUUUGUGUUCCAGCCAGAAGAGACUCAGGCUUGCAUGUCCCAACCCGAAGCCAGACAUGCUUUUGUGUUCCAGCCUGAAGAGACACAGGCUUCCAUGUACCAACCUGAAGAGGGACAGGCUUUUAUGUUCCAUCCUGAAGAGGGACAGGCUCCUGUGUUCCAUCCCGAAGAGGGACAGGUUCCCAUGUUCCAGCCCGAAGAGGGACAGGCUUCCAUGUGCCAGCCCGAAGCCGGACAAGCUUUUAUGUUCCACCCUGAAGAAGGACAGGCUCCCAUGUUCCAGCCUGAAGAGGGACAUGCUUUUAUGUUCCAUCUUGAUGAGGGACCUGAUUCAGUGUUCCAGCCCAAAGAGGGACACGCUUUUCUGUUCCAUCCCAAUGUGGGACCGGAUUCAGUAUUUCACCCCGAUGAGGGACAGCCUGAAGAGUACCAGGCUUUUAUGUUCCAGCCUGAUGAGGAAGAGGUUUCCCUGUUUCAGCCAGAGAGGAGACAGGCUUCAGUAUCCCAGACCAGAAAGAGACAAGCUUCUUUGUCUCAGACCAGAAAGAGACAGGCUUCUUCAACCCAGCCCAGAAAGAGACAGGCUUCGGGGUCCCAGCCUGGAAAGAGACAAGGUUCCUCAUCCCAACCUGGGAAGAGACAGGCAUCUUCAUCCCAGCCCAGAAAGAGACAGGCUUCUUCAUCCCAGCCUGGAAAGAAACAAGGUUCCUCAUCCCAGCCCAGAAAGAGACAGGCUCGGGCAGCCCAGCCUAAAGAGGAGAAGAAACAGGUACGAGUGACCCAGCCCAAGAAGAAAAAGGCUCCAGCAAUCCAGCCAAAGGAUAAAAAGAAACAGUCUGCAGUGACCCAGCCCAAGAAAAAGAAACAGACUGUAGUCACCCAGCCCAAGAAAAAGAGACAGACCCCGGUGACCCAGACCAAGAAGAGAAUAGGGCGGGUGGUCCAAGCCAAGAAGAAAGCAACUCGAGUGGUCCAAGCCAAGAAGAGACAGGCUCUGAACACCCAGGCCAAGAAGAGACAGGCUCGAGGGGUCCAGGCCAAGAAGAGACAGGUUCAAGCGGCCCAGGCCAAGGAGGAGGAGAACAAAGAGCCCAAGAAACGUCAGCUGCCAAGACGGAAACGCAGCCCCUCGCAGUCCUUAGACUCUGAAGUACCAUGCAAGAUUCCCAAGACAGAUUCAGAUGACUCCCAGGAUGGGGAUCAUGGUCACAAUGUUCCCUUUGAAUCUUUUGACCCAACUGACCUGGAUUGCCCUCUCUGCAUGAGGCUGUUCUAUGAGCCUGUCACCACCCCCUGUGGACACACCUUCUGCAUGAAAUGUCUUGAAAGAAGCUUGGAUCACAACCCCAAGUGUCCCCUGUGCAAAGAAGGCCUUGCAGAGUGUGUGUCUGUGAGGAAAUGUAGCAAAAAUUUACUGAUGGAGGCAAUGAUAGCCAAGUACCUGCCUGAUGACCUCAAUGAGCGCCGCAGGAUUUAUGAGGAGGAAAUGGCAGAACUCUCCAACAGCCUGAGUAAGAAUGUGCCUAUAUUUGUGUGCACCAUGGCCUACCCCACUGUGCCAUGCCCCCUGCACAUCUUCGAGCCUUGCUACCGCCUUAUGAUUCGAAGAUGCAUGGAGACUGGCAGCAAGCAUUUCGGCAUGUGCAUUGGCGACUCCUCCAGAGGGUUUGCAGAAUAUGGUUGCUUGCUGGAGAUAAGAAAUGUUGAAUUCUUUCCUGAUGGUCGCUCCGUGGUGGACAGCAUUGGUAAGAGGAGGUUUAAGGUGCUGAGGCAGAGCCAGAGGGAUGGCUACAACACGGCUGACAUCGAAUAUGUUGAGGAUCACAAGGUUGAAGGGGAAGAGUAUGCCAGAUUGCUAAGCCUGCAUAGCACCGUGUAUGAUCAGUCACUUGCCUGGUUUGAUUCGCUCAAACAAACACUCCGGAGCCGCAUUCUGGGCCACUUUGGUCCCAUGCCACCAAAAGAUCUGGAUCCACAGGUCAACCCCAAUGGCCCUUCCUGGUGCUGGUGGAUCCUGGCAGUCCUUCCACUUGAAAGUAGGGCUCAGCUUCCUUUCUUAUCCAUGAAGUCCCUGAAGAACCGCUUGCAUGGCAUUCAGCGUGUCCUGAUGUUCUUGGCCCGCAACCAAAACCCAAACCAAAUCCAAGUCCAUGUCCAAGAUAUAGAUCAAGACCAAGACCAUGAUGAAGAACCAAUGCCAGGCCCAAGCCACGAACCGAUGCCAAGCCCAUCCCGCGAACUAAUGCCAGGCCCAAGCCAAGGACCAGAGCCAGGCCCAAGCCAGGGCCCAAGCCAAGGCGAAGACAAUGGCCAAAACCAAGGCGAAGACCAGGGCCAAAACCAAGGCGAAGACCAGGGCCAAAACCAAGGCGAAGACCAGGGCCAAAACCAAGGCGAAGACCAGGGCCAAAACCAAGGCGAAGACCAGGGCCAAAACCAAGGCGAAGACCAGGGCCAAAACCAGGGCGAAGACCAGGGCCCAAGCCAGGGCGAAGACCAGGGCCCAAGCCAGGGAGAAGACCAGGGCCCAAGCCAGGGAGAAGACCAGGGCCCAAGCCAGGGAGAAGACCAGGGCCCAAGCCAGGGAGAAGACCAGGGCCCAAGCCAGGGAGAAGACCAGGGCCCAAGCCAGGGUGAAGGCGAAGGCCAGGGCCCAAGCCAGGGUGAAGGCGAAGGCCAGGGCCCAAGCCAGGGUGAAGGCGAAGGCCAGGGCCCAAGCCAAGACCAGGGCCAGUAAAACCCAAGAGAUGAAGAGAAAGGAAGGGGCUCUGCUCUGCUCUGCUUUCCCUUCCUAAUUGGUUGGGGGGGGGGGAGGGGGGGAACUUAUUGUCACUGUCUUUAAUCGAAAUACUGUCUUAAUGGGUGGUCAUUAUUAACCUCAGGGGGAGUGUUGAGCAGGAUGUCCUAAAUAACACCUGCUUAGGGGUACUCCAUUUGGAAAACCCUCAUUCCUGCCUCUCCCCCCCCCUCCAUCUUCUCUCUUCUCUCUUUCUAUCUGCAAUUGUUGACAUGCUGCAUUGCUAAAUGAAUGGCCUAGGUGUUGUUCUAGAGCACACAGUGAUAUUGUUUGCCUUCAAAAGUUCAGAAAAUAGCAUUUACAUUUCAGAAAAAAUGUUUAGUCUUACUGUGAAACAGUUGAUGUUGAUGAAUUUAUUUUGUUGACCCAUGUUUGGUCUUAUUCCAAAUGCUUCUGGUUGGAUUCAGCUAAUGUUCACGACUUCAUUCUGUUUGAAUAAUUUAUUUUCGCACAA